Molecule: messenger RNA, 1668 nt
Organism: Penicillium lagena
Lineage: Eukaryota; Fungi; Ascomycota; Eurotiomycetes; Eurotiales; Aspergillaceae
Exons: 3
Coding region: 1-1668 (555 amino acids)
Biological process (GO): transmembrane transport
Molecular function (GO): transmembrane transporter activity
Source: RefSeq, a predicted model, not a curated record
AUGUCACAACAAGACGCGGUCACUACAAAAACGCUCUCAGGAGCUUCAGAUGACGACAAGGAGGCCCCAAAGGAAAUUCCCAAACAGAAUCAAAGGGGCCCGAGAUUCUGGGCCAUCUUGUUCGUCCUCGCCUUGACCAGCCUCCUGACAGCCAUGGAAGCCACAAUCACCUCCACGGUCUUACCAGUCAUCAUCGCCGAUCUGGGCGGCGGCGAUAAUUACAUCUGGGUCGCUAAUGGAUAUUUCUUGACCAUGGCGUCUCUUCAACCAAUGUUCGGACAAGUCGCAAACGUAUUCGGCCGCCGGUGGCCCCUAAUUGUGGCAACGGUCGCCUUCUUAAUUGGAAGCGGUAUAUGUGGCGGAUCCACCAACAUGGCCAUGAUGAUCAGCGGUCGUGUCUUGCAGGGCUUUGGAGGCUCUGGCAUCAGUGUUCUAGUCGAGACGGUUGUCUGCGACUUAGUUCCCCUCAGGGAGAGAGGGAAUUACAUGGCCCUGGUGUUUGGCAUGAUCUCUGUGGGAACCGCACUCGGUCCUUUGUUUGGGGGGCUCAUUGUCAGCUACAGCACCUGGCGCUGGGCUUUCUAUAUGGCCUUGCCCAUCGGGGGUCCGUCACUAGUGCUGCUGGUUAUGUUUUUGCAUGUUAAUUACGACAAGUCGAAUACUCUGGCGACCAAACUGGGGAACCUCGAUUGGCUGGGCAAUAUUGUCUUCAUUGGAGCUUCAAGCUCUGUUCUGAUUGCUAUUAACUGGGCGGGUGGCCAGUACUCAUGGUCCUCGUUUCACGUUAUCGUGCCUCUUGUUCUUGGCAUGGUUGCGCUUGUGGGCUUCAUCGUGCUCGAGGGCUCUCGGUUUGUCGCGAACGCGAUGAUGCCGCUUCACCUCUUCGCCAACCGAACCUCAGCUGCCACUUUCGCCCUCACUUUUCUCCACGGUCUCAUCACGAUGUGGUCUUUUUAUUUCCUCCCGGUCUACUUUCAGGGCGUGCUUAGUGCGACACCAUACCGGUCGGGCAUUAUGCUUUUGCCGACUAUCCUCGCCUUGGUACCUUUCGCCAUCAUCGGAGGGUUGUUGCUCACCAGGUUCGGCCGAUACAAGCCAAUACUAAUCACCGCAUUCGCUCUCGUGGUCGUUGGAUUCGGCAUGUUCUCAAUGCUGGACCAGAACUCGAGCGUGGGUGCCUGGGUUGGGUUCCAGAUCAUCGAGUCUGCCGGCGCCGGCCUGGCCAUACCCACCCUGCUCCCUGCUCUACUAGCGCCAUUGACAGACAAGGAUACGGCACUCGCGGCGGGCACCUGGGCCUUCAUGCGCAGCUUCGGCGUGACUUGGGGUGUCGCCAUCGCUGGCGCCAUCUUCAGCAAUCGAGCCGAACAGUUGGCGAACUCUGGUGCCAUAACAAACGCGACGGUGGCAGCGGAGUUCAUGGACGGCGGUGCUUACCAGAGCGCCACGGCUAAUUUCCUUAACUCUCUUUCGGCAGAGACACGCGCCCAGAUUACCGCGGUGCAAAAUAGCAGCUUACAACGAUCAUGGCAAGUUGCUAUCGCCUUUGCCGCUACGGGCUUCCUCGUUGCUGCUCUCCUCAAGGAGGUGCCGCUUAGAAAAGAGCUCGAGAGUGAAUUCGGCAUGACGGAGAAGACGAACGAGAACGGCCCGGCGGCCGUGCCGUGA